UCACACGAGUGUGGGCUAUUUUCGUUGACAAGCUCCAUCUUCUCAGCCAGUUGCCAAUGGAGGAGCAAUCACUCGUACCAAGAACUCAACAAACCUUCCCAAUCAUGGAUGACCAUGUCAUUCCGAGAUCAAGGCCAGCCCAUAGCAUCAUGAAAUCUCACAGCACUGACUCUAUGAUAAGCAGCAGCAUGAAGGAUGAUGAACAUGGAAUCAGGAUCAACUUGAAGAGGAACGGAAGCUUCGGAAGCAAGGGUGGAUCGGCAGUAUCAAAUUUUUCUGCAGGAUGUGCAAACAGAGCACAAGAUUUGGUAGCUACUGAUGCACUAGCCAUUAAUGGCACAUUGAGCUCAAGAGAAAUAGAGCAUGUAGUUGACUUUUGGGCCUCCAUGCCAUCAUCUGAGACACCAGAAACUUCACAGAGGAAGAACCAUCCACAUGCAAAAGAUGAUGAAGCUGAAGGAUCCAUGAACAACAAGAAAAACCUGGAUUCAGAUAUUUGGAUGGCAAUGAAGAUAGAUCUAAUUUUCCCCAUAUAUCUCAAGUUUUCGGACGUGGGAUACAAGUUUGCAGAUAAUGGAGGAACGAGCUCUGUUGCCAUGAACUACAUCCUUCAAGGAGUCACAGGAUCCGUGGAACCUGGUGAGGUUCUAGCACUGAUGGGACCAUCAGGAGGAGGUAAAACAACUCUGCUUAAUCUCCUCAGUGGGAAGAUGACAAUUAAGGACCAUGGAGGCCUCAUAACCUACAACGAUCAGCCAUAUUCUAAAUGGCUUAAACGAAGGAUAGGAUUUGUGCUGCAAGAUGAUGUAGUGUUUCCCAACCUAACGGUGAGAGAGACCUUAACAUAUGCUGCUCUUCUUCGCCUUCCCAAGACAUUAACCAAGCAGCAGAAGGAAGAAAGAGCUAUAAAUGUGAUCCAUGAUCUCGGACUUGAAAGGUGUCAAGAUACCAUAAUAGGUGGAGCAUACACGAGAGGGAUUUCCGGCGGGGAAAGGAAGAGGGUCUGUAUCGGAAAUGAAAUCCUUCUCGAUCCAUCACUUCUGUUUCUGGAUGAACCAACAUCUGGUCUCGAUUCAACCACGGCACUUCGGAUAGCUCAGAUGCUCCACAACAUUGCUCUUGCCGGGAAGACGGUGGUCACCACCAUACACCAGCCUUCGAGCAGGCUGUUCAACAUGUUCGACAAGUUGAUUCUGCUGGGGCGAGGCAGCUCCUUGUACUUCGGAAAGACAUCGGAAGCCAUGCUCUACUUCUCCUCGAUUGGCUGCAGCCCUCUCAUUCCGAUGAACCCAGCUGAGUUCCUUAUAGAUCUCGCCAACGGCAACAUCAACGACAAAUCGGUACCUCUGGAACUGCAGCAACGUAGAUUCCUAUGCAAAACUCCCGAAAUCGAAGGAAGAUCGUCAUCGUCCAUGGACAUCCAUGAAUACCUGGUGGGUGCCUACGAAACCAGGGUUGCCGGAAUAGAGAAGCAAAAGCUUCUCAAGCCAGCUCCCAUCGACACGAUGUGGAUGAUGCAAGGACGAGGCCCCUGCAGCUUGGAUGAAUCGAGGGUGGGUUGGUGGGAACAGUGCCACAUCCUCUUCUGGAGGGGGUUAAAGGAAAGGCGCCACGAAUACCUGAGUUGUAUCCGCGUCAUUCAGGUUGUAGCCACUGCAGUCAUUAUUGGAUUGCUGUGGUGGCAUUCGGAUGCUUCCACGCCCAAAAACCUACAAGAUCAGGCAGGAUUGCUGUUCUUCAUCUCGGUGUUCUGGGGUUAUUUCCCAGUCUUUGCAGCUAUCUUCACCUUCCCUAAAGAACGGGAGAUACUGGCCAAAGAGAGAUCAGUGGGCAUGUACAAGCUCAGUGCAUACUUCAUUGCCAGAACCACGAGUGAUCUGCCAUUGGAUCUCACACUGCCAAUAGUCUUCCUGUUAAUUGUCUAUUUCAUGGCAGGCCUGAGAUCAGACUUCACAACAUUUCUAGAAAGCUUGCUGACAAUAUUUCUAAGCAUUGUAGCUGCCCAGGGUUUGGGACUAGCCGUUGGUGCAGCUCUGAUGGAUAUCAAGAAGGCAACAACAUUAGCUUCUGUCAUCAUCAUGACCUUCAUGUUAUCUGGUGGUUUCUUCGUGCAGAGGGUUCCAUUCUUCAUGUCAUGGAUUCGGCAUCUGUCCUUCAACUAUCACGCAUACCGGUUACUCCUCCAGGCUCAGUAUGGAUGCACGAGCACAAGCCACCACAAUGCUAAUCCUUGCAAGUCUCGUUUCAUCGAAGAACUUGGACUGGACAACAGAGGGAUGGAGGUAGGAACCAUGAUAGCCAUGGUCUUUGGCUACAGAUUGUUGGCUUAUCUAUUCCUUAGGAAGAUGAAACUGAGAAAUACUUGAGAACAUCCCUUCGGGCAUGGAAGUCAGAUACCAAGCCAAUUUUAGUUUGUAUGGUGUUUGAAUGAUCUAAUAAGAA
Molecule: messenger RNA, 2442 nt
Organism: Musa acuminata subsp. malaccensis (wild Malaysian banana)
Lineage: Eukaryota; Viridiplantae; Streptophyta; Magnoliopsida; Zingiberales; Musaceae
Product: ABC transporter G family member 22-like
Biological process (GO): transmembrane transport
Cellular component (GO): plasma membrane
Molecular function (GO): ATP hydrolysis activity; ATP binding; ABC-type transporter activity
Source: RefSeq, a predicted model, not a curated record